UCUGUCAGAAAUAAUAAAUAAAUAAAUAAAUAUAUUCACCCGGUAGCUAUUUUUUUCUAAUAAUAAUCUGAUUAAUUGAUUGUUUCAUAUGUAACAUAUUUGUAUAUUGAAACUAUCAGGUACCCAUUGGGAAACAGUGUUGAUAAUAUUUGAUGAAGGUUUGUCAUUUUGAAGGAUAAUGACAAUGAUCGAAAGUGAAAAUAAUAUAAUGCAAGUAGGUUCAAGAAUUGAUUGCUCUGGUCAUAUAGGUACUAUAAAAUAUAUGGGCUGUCUUGAAGGUUAUUCAUCUACUUGGUUGGGGAUAGACUGGGACGAUCCAAAGAGAGGAAAACACAAUGGACAUCACAAUGGAAAACAGUAUUUUGAAGCUAGUUUUCAGACGUCUGGAACAUUUGUCAGACCAGAAAAAGUUGAACUCGGGCAAUCUAUUAUUUCUUCUAUUAUGAAAAGAUAUGGGAAGAAGGAUAAUGUCUCAAUAGCUCAAGAUUUUCAACAAGAAUUAUUAUAUUUUCAACAAUGUAUUAAUGCUCCAUUUUUAGAAAUGGUAGGUUUUGAGAAGGUCCUUGAUAAGCAGAGCAACUUUGAUUCCCUGCAAGUAGUUGACUUGAGAAAGCAAAAAAUAAGUUCAGCUGGAAAAAAUAAUCAAUUGAAAGAUCUCUGCCCCAAUAUCAAAGAAUUAGAUCUGAGUUUAAAUUUGAUUUCCUCAUGGGAAAUAGUUUUUCAGAUAUGUAAACAACUGGAUCAACUGUGUUGGCUGAAUGUGAGUGAAAAUUUACUUACAAUUCCUGCCAAUAUUGAAGAUUUCAAUUUGCCCACUGUUGAAACCCUAAUAUGUACAAAGAUGCGUUUAACAUGGGAGGAUAUCUUAAAAGUAACAUUAGCUUUUCCGAAUAUAACAGAAUUAAGAGUGCCUUUCAAUAAUAUAAAGAAUCUAGAUACACCAUCAGAAAUACUCAAAAAUUUGAAAGUACUUGACAUCGAAGAUAACGAAAUAGGAGAAUGGAGCGAAAUAUGCAAAUUGAGUACACUUGAAAAUUUGGAGGAGCUCUUUGUUGGAAAUGUGGGCCUUAAAAAAAUAGAAUUCAUAGGUCAUAAACCCAAAGUAGACACUUUCUUGAAGUUGAAGAAAUUGGCCAUCAGCAAUAACCUCAUUGAUAAUUGGGAUUCGGUUAGCCAGUUGAAUAGAAUGAAAAACUUGGAAGAAUUGAGAUUUAUCAAGAAUCCCGUCCUCGAACAAGAGAGUGAGGCCAGUCGUUUCGAAAUUAUAGUUGCUAGAAUAGGAAACUUGAAGGUAUUGAACGGAACUGAUUUGAAACCAUAUAUGAGAAGAGAAGCAGAAUAUGACUAUAUGAAAAUAUAUGGUUUAGAAUGGUUAAGGGUUUGCAAUACUCCAGAAAGAGAACAGUUCAUAAGAUCGCACAAUAGAUUUCUGGAGUUAAUUGAUAUGUAUGGGGAACCAGAUGAGGGAGAGUUGGUUACUAAACCACAAUCAAUAUCCAAUACACUCAUUGAGUUGAGAUUUGAGCAUGAAGGGAAGGUGGUAACAAAAAAAUUACCGAAGACUAUUGUUGUCCAGAAGCUAGUAAUGCUAGCACAGAAAUUCUUCAAGCUUAGUUACAGACCGAAUUUGAUUCAUAUAAGAGGGGAAGCUUCUAAUUUACAAAUAAACCUGGAAGAACAGAGAGAAAUUGGUUUUUAUUCGAUGCAGGAUGGAGAUAGAAUACUCAUCAGCCAUGAGUGAUUUUUUUGGAAGAAUUUUAUAGGCUCAUUUUAAUUUAUUAAUUUUUUUUACACGAUAUAAUUUUCCUAAUGAAUAUUUAUCCAUAACUCAUUUUGUGAUACUUAUAAAUCAUAUUUAAGUGAAAAUAAUGAAAUUUUUAUUAAAGCAAUCUUUACCU
This is a messenger RNA of Coccinella septempunctata (seven-spotted ladybird), 1898 nucleotides long. It is a transcript of the gene Tbce, whose product is annotated as tubulin-specific chaperone E. NCBI's taxonomy places the organism in Eukaryota, Metazoa, Arthropoda, Insecta, Coleoptera, Coccinellidae. Gene Ontology annotation, molecular function: alpha-tubulin binding. The transcript is spliced from 8 exons. Bases 179 to 1741 code for a protein of 520 amino acids. Gene Ontology annotation, biological process: protein folding. The record is from RefSeq and is a predicted model, not a curated record.